AUGGAAGAAUAUAUGAGAUGGUGGUUGAAAGUGGUGUUGAUUAUGUUGAUAGUGAUGGUGUUUGGUGUGAAGAUUUUUGUGUUGUUAUGGUGGAAGCCAAGGAAGAUUGAAGAGCAUUUUGCCAAACAAGGCAUAAGGGGACCUCCUUAUUGCUUCUUUAUUGGAAAUGCUAAAGAGCUUGUGAGCUUAAUGGGGAAAGCUUCUUCUAAACCCAUGCCUUUUUCACACAAUAUCCUUCCUAGAGUCCUCUCUUUUUACCAUCAUUGGAAGAAAAUCUAUGGUCCAACGUUUUUAGUAUGGUUUGGACCCACAGUUCGAUUAACCGUCGCGGAACCGGACCUUAUUAGAGAAGUAUUCAGCUCGAAAGCGGAAUUCUACGAGAAAAACGAGGCUCACCCUCUGAUUAAACAGCUCGAAGGUGAUGGUCUCCUUAGUCUCAAGGGUGAAAAAUGGGCUCUCCAUAGAAAAAUCAUCACUCCCACCUUUCACAUGGAGAAUCUCAAAUUGCUAAUACCCAUGGCCACGAGUAGCGUGGUGAGAAUGUUGGAAAAAUGGUUGGACAUGUCGAAUUCCGAUGAGGUGGAGAUCGAAGUGUCCAAAUGGUACCAAAAUUUGACCGAGGAGACCGUGACGCGGACCGCAUUUGGUAGUAGCUACGAAGACGGAAAACGCAUUUUCCAAUUACAAGCUCAACAAAUGGUCUUGGCUUCUGAAGCGUUUCAAAAGGUCACUAUCCCGGGUUAUCGGUUUUUACCCACAAAAAGAAAUAGAGAAUCUUGGAGAUUAGAGAGGGAAAUCAAGAAAUCAUUGAUGAGGGUGAUUGAGAGGAGAAGAGAGAAUUGGGAUAAAGAAGGAAUGGAAAAUGGGCCCAAGGAUUUGCUUGGCCUCAUGAUUCAAGCCAGUACAAAAGAAUCACUUCACUCCUCGCCGGCGCCGGCGACGCCCCCCGCCAUCACGCCACGUGACAUCGCCGAGGAAUGCAAGAGCUUUUUCUUCGCCGGAGAACAGACCACCUCCAACCUGCUGACGUGGACGACGGUCUUGCUAGCUAUGCACCCACAGUGGCAGGUGAUAGCACGUGACGAGGUGUUGAAGGUGUGCGGACCACGUGACAUCCCCACCAAAGAUGAUGUUUCCAAGCUCAAGACGUUGACCAUGAUUCUCAACGAGUCCUUAAGGUUGUACCCUCCGAUAGUUGCAUCGAUUCGACGCGCAAAGGCCGAUGUGCAGUUGGGAGGAUGUAAGGUCCCAUGUGGGACCGAACUUCUUAUUCCAAUCUUGGCCGUUCAUCAUGAUCAAGCCAUAUGGGGCAAUGACGCUAAUGAAUUUAACCCGGCCCGGUUCUCAGAUGGUGUGGCGCGUGCAGCUAAGCAUCCUGUAUCAUUCAUCCCUUUUGGGAUCGGGGUCCGCACAUGCAUCGGGCAAAAUCUAGCCAUGUUACAAGCAAAAUUGACACUCGCGAUCAUAUUACAAAGAUUCUUGUUCCGAUUGUCCCCUAAGUAUCAACAUGCACCAACGGUUUUGAUGCUACUCUACCCGCAGUACGGUGCUCCGAUCAUCUUCAAAUCUCUAUCGUCCAGUUCUAGCACCAAAGAAGAUCAAGGGUUGUAAAUUGUCCUUACUAUACCUAUCAUAUGUGUGCGAGUGAAUCCCCUAUGCUUUCUAGUGGCCAAACCCCAUUUAAACACCAAAAAACAAAGAAUUCAUCAAAUACAACCAUCAUAUCAUCUGAUUCUACUGAUACGAUACAAUAAACAAAUUAAAUUGUUGUAAAUGACAAACUUGAUUAAGAUCAGUAUUGUGAUCAACAACCAAAGUGUCAUUUACAACAAUUUUAAUCGAUUUACUGCAUCGUAUCAGUAAAAUCGUAUAAUAUAAUGGUUGUGUGUUUUUGUUUUCUUGACAAGGGUGAAAAAGAGAAAGAAAAAGGUUUAAGCAUAAUAUUAGGAGAUGAGAUAAGUAGAAGUAUGGUUUUUUUAUUCCUACCCCAUUUCUUUACUAAAAUAGCAAAACUAACCCCUCAAGUUUAAAAAAUGCCAUGUAAUUGCCAAAAAAAUGUUUGGAUUUUGGGCAUGUAACUUUCAUCCUUGCUAGUUAGACAUCUCUCUUUCCCCCAUGUGUAUGUAAUGUACAUUUUGCUCAAUUCUAACAACAAUUUUGUAAAU
This is a messenger RNA of Cynara cardunculus var. scolymus (artichoke), 2165 nucleotides long. Its product is annotated as cytochrome P450 734A1-like. Gene Ontology annotation, molecular function: iron ion binding; heme binding; monooxygenase activity. The transcript has 5 exons. Lineage: Eukaryota; Viridiplantae; Streptophyta; Magnoliopsida; Asterales; Asteraceae. Gene Ontology annotation, biological process: brassinosteroid homeostasis; brassinosteroid metabolic process. Bases 1 to 1611 code for a protein of 536 amino acids. The record is from RefSeq and is a predicted model, not a curated record.